This is a messenger RNA of Enterobius vermicularis (human pinworm), 786 nucleotides long. NCBI's taxonomy places the organism in Eukaryota, Metazoa, Nematoda, Chromadorea, Rhabditida, Oxyuridae. The record is from the annotation of a GenBank genome assembly.
UUGCCGUGGGAUAAGUAUUGCGAACUUUUAUAUCAGUAUUGUAUUCAGUCCUGCGACAUUCUCAACCCUUAUGCAGCUUUUCGACGCCAACUGGAUAUUACUAUUCCAUACAAGUGGGAGGAACAGUUUGCUAACAUUGAACGAGUAUUUGAGAGAAAAGAAGGGCCGCCAGUCCAAAUGUUAGAGAUAAAAAAUGUUACUGACAACGAUGUUGAGGACAAGGUGUUUCGACUACAAGUGUUAGUGGCUCUCAUGCUUUCAUAUCAGAAUUUGCCAGAUGCUGUUACUUCUGCUAUGCAGAAGUUACGCGAAUUCGGUUGCAACGUAGAACAACUUAGGGCAGCGACAUCUGAUCGUAUUUCAAAGUGUCUGUUUCCUCUUAGGUACUACAGGCAACGGGCAGAGGAUAUUAAAAAAACAGUUGAGAUUUUACACGAAAAAUACAAUGACGACAUCCCUGAAACAUUGCAAGAUUUAUGGUCGCUACCAGGCGUAAAACCGAUUACUGCUCUACUUGCCUCACAAUACGCAUGGAAGAGGAUAGAAGGCAUUGCCGUACACUUACGUUUGCACUUAAUUUCGAACAGACUUGGUUGGACUUGUACUAGUACCUAUGAAGAUACCAAGGACGCGCUUGAGAAGUUUGUUCCGCGUGGAAAGUGGGGUGUUAUUAGUGAGGCGACAUACUGGUUUGGAACACGCAUUUGUUCAUUCCGCCCGAAAUGUAUGUCUUGUGUUAACAAAGAAAUUUGUCCAAGAUUACAUGCUAGGUAUUUAGAUGACUAA